ACGUCCUUAGGCGAACGGCUCCUCAAAAAUGUAAACAAACAAGAAGAAAGCUCGAGAAGGGAACAUUUGAGGAGAGAGAGAGAAAAAAAUCCCCGAGAAUGACGGAAGCAGCCACGAGCCCAGUCACAGUUACCGUCCGCCUGAUCCGCUCCUUCCAACACCGCAACAUCCGAAACCUAGUCAUACACGAUGUCGACGUUACAACCACUGUCUCAGACUUCAUGGAGCUCGUGCGGGGCAGGCUGAAGACAGCACCUGCCUUGCCCCCACCCUUCCGGAACUUUGCAUAUGACACCUUUAAGAUCGAAACCCAGGCCUUCGGCUUCAAGACUAAUGACCCUGUUAUCAAUCGAGAGGAUGACGAGACCCUCAUCCUCCAGCCGGGCAAAAGCUUAGGGGAAUCUGGGGUAAAGAAUGAGACAGAGAUCAGCUUCUUCAAACUCGACGAUUACCUGCAGUACAAACAGAACCCGGUCCAUGCUUUAUCAUGACGAUUUUUUCUGUAUGAUAAAAGGAGGGAAGGAUUUUAUUUAGGGUUAUGACUGCCCCAAUACAUGUUUUGAAAUAGAAAUUUUUGGUUGAUAAGGUUUUGAUCAGCCUAUUUUAUUUCAGUAUGUCAUAUUAUGAACCGAGGGUAAUUUUGAGUAUUUCUUUAUUUCUAUUGGCAUUCGGAUCAUUUGUAAUUGAUAGCUACUAUUGGUUGUAUUGCUGUUAUAGUAUAAUUUAUUAUUAUCAUCAUUAUUAAUAUAAUAAACUUUUAUCAUUACAAUUAUUGUUACCAUUACUUAUAUAUUGAUUUAAUCAUUACUGUUAUUUUGGUAAUUAUCACUGGGAUCACAGGCAUUAUCACCAUAUCACUGUCACUGAUUUUUCAUCAAGACCAGAAGCACUAUUAUUAUCACACAGUUAACAUUUGCUGUCAUAUGCUGAAACAAUCACUUGACAUCAGGAGUAUGGUUGGACCAAAAUGCUUGACUUCUUGUCAAAAGAAUUUUUUAAGUGAAAUAAAAUUUUUCAAUAGAAA
Molecule: messenger RNA, 1024 nt
Organism: Penaeus vannamei (Pacific white shrimp)
Lineage: Eukaryota; Metazoa; Arthropoda; Malacostraca; Decapoda; Penaeidae
Product: UPF0538 protein C2orf76 homolog
Source: RefSeq, a predicted model, not a curated record